Messenger RNA from Benincasa hispida (wax gourd), 3473 nucleotides. RefSeq names its product receptor-like protein kinase 7. The record is from RefSeq and is a predicted model, not a curated record. Gene Ontology annotation, molecular function: receptor serine/threonine kinase binding; ATP binding; protein kinase activity. NCBI's taxonomy places the organism in Eukaryota, Viridiplantae, Streptophyta, Magnoliopsida, Cucurbitales, Cucurbitaceae. Gene Ontology annotation, biological process: protein phosphorylation.
AACAAAAUUCUUCACAUUAUUACAUUACACGUACAAGGAAGCUUCACAUUUUACGUCUCACAAUUUUCUUCUUCCACUACUAUGUGAACAUGAUCCUCCCUUUCCCGCCGCCCCUUCUCUUCAAUUCUUCUCCUUUUCUUCUUCUCUCUCCCAUUUUCCAACUCCUUCUUACUCUUCCAUGACUAAUUCACCACUUCCCGCCGCAAAAUCCUCCCCCCGCCGCCGCCGUCAUCCUCCGGUGGCUCUCUUCCUCCUCCUCCUCCGCCUCCUCUGUUCACUUUCCCUCUCCCAUGGUGAUGAACUUCAGCCACUUUUAGACCUCAAAUCUGCCUUCUCCUCUUCUUUGGUUUUCAGUUCUUGGAUUAAAGGGAAUGAUGUUUGCAGCAGCUUCCAUGGCAUUGUCUGUAAUUCCAAUGGCUUUGUGGUGGAAAUCAAUCUCUAUGCUCAGAACUUAUCUGGGAUUCUUCCUUUCGAUUCAAUUUGCUCUUUGCAAUCUCUUGAAAAGUUGUCUUUUGGGUUCAAUUCUUUGUAUGGGAAGCUUAGUGAUGGUUUGAGAAACUGUUCCAAUUUGAGGUAUUUGGAUUUGGGUCAGAAUUUUUUUUCUGGUGAAGUACCUGAUUUGUCUUCUUUAGUAGGAUUGAGAUUCUUGAGUUUGAAUAACAGUGGGUUUUCUGGGGAUUUUCCUUGGAAAUCUCUUCUUAAUCUUACUGAUUUGGAGUUCUUAAGCCUUGGAGACAAUUCAUUUAACCCAACAACUUCAUUCCCAUUAGAGAUUCUUGAGCUUAAGAAUCUUCAUUGGCUUUACCUCUCUAACUCCACCAUUCAUGGAGAAAUCCCAUCUAGGAUUGGGAACUUGUCUUUGCUUGAGAAUCUUGAGCUCUCACAAAAUAAACUCACAGGUGAAAUUCCUUCUGAGAUUGUGAACUUGAACAAGCUAUGGCAGCUGGAGUUACAUGAGAAUUCGUUGACCGGGAAGCUUCCGGUCGGGUUCAGUAACCUCACUGGAUUGAGGAAUUUCGAUGCCUCAUCUAAUAAUCUUGUAGGUGAUCUAAUGGAGUUGAGGUUCUUGACCAAUUUGGAGUCCUUGCAGCUCUUUGAAAAUCAAUUUUCCGGUACGAUUCCGGAGGAGUUUGGGGACUUUAAGGACCUUGUUGAACUCUCUCUUUACCAAAACAAGCUCACCGGCAACCUCCCUCAAAGAAUUGGAUCUUGGGCAGCCUUCAUUUUCAUUGACGUUUCAGAGAAUUUCUUGUCUGGACCUAUACCUCCAGACAUGUGCAAGCAUGGCAGAAUGACUGAUCUCCUAAUGCUGCAAAACAAUUUCAUUGGUCGAAUCCCAGAAAGCUACAUGAAUUGUACAUCUUUGAGUCGUUUUCGUGUAAACAAUAACUCUCUUUCGGGUGUCGUUCCUGCUGGGAUUUGGAGUCUGCCAAAUCUUACUAUCAUUGAUCUUUCAAUGAAUCAGUUUGAAGGUCCGAUAACUUCAGAUAUCGGUAAAGCAAAAGCUCUUGCUCAGUUAUUCUUAUCGAAUAACCGGUUUUCGGGAAACUUGCCGGCCGAGUUAGCUGAAGUAUCAUCCUUAGUCUCAAUCAAACUCGAUUCAAACCAAUUUGUUGGUCCAAUACCUGAAUCACUUGGCAAGUUGAAGAACUUAAGCAGUCUUUCUUUGAAUGACAACAAAUUUUCCGACAACAUACCUAGCUCAUUAGGCUCUUGCAUUUCUCUUUCUACCAUAGAUCUAUCUAUGAAUUCAUUUUCCGGGCAUAUUCCAGAGAAUCUUGGUUACUUGCCAAUUCUAAACUCCUUGAAUCUAUCUAACAAUAAACUUUCAGGUGAAAUUCCAACUAGUUUUUCGCAGUUGAAGCUAAGCAGUUUCGACCUGUCUAAUAACAAGUUAAUUGGCCAAGUCCCUGAUUCACUCGCAAUCCAAGCCUUUGAUGAAAGUUUCAUGGGAAAUCCUGGUUUGUGCAGUGAGUCUCUUGGAUACUUGAGUUCAUGUUCACCAACCUCUAGAUCGUCCAACCAUCUUAGCUCGUUGUUGUCAUGUACCAUUGCUGGAAUUCUAGUGUUGCUCGUGUCCUUCUCGUGCUUGUUGUUUGUUAAAUGGAAACGUAACAAGGAUGCUGAGCAUUUACUUAAAUCCAAAUCGUGGGAUAUGAAGCCGUUCCGCAUAGUGUGCUUCACGGAAAAGGAAAUCAUUAAUUCAAUCAAUUCUCAAAACUUGAUAGGGAAAGGAGGAUCUGGAAAUGUGUACAAAGCCGUACUAAGUAACGGCAAAGAACUCGCCGUGAAACAUAUAUGGCAGUCAAGCUCCAGGGACCAAGCAAAUUGUCGGGCGAGUGCAACCAUGUUAACUAAAAGAAAGACCAGGUCAUCCGAAUAUGAUGCAGAAGUAGCUACACUCAGUUCAGUGAGGCAUAACAAUGUGGUGAAACUAUACUGCAGCAUUUCAAGCGAGGAUAGUAACCUGUUGGUCUACGAGUACUUACCGAAUGGAAGUUUAUGGGAUCAGCUGCACACUAGCAAGAAGAUUGAGAUGGGAUGGCAGAUAAGAUAUGAGGUAGCGCUUGGAGCAGCAAGGGGACUCGAGUAUUUACAUCAUGGGUGUGACCGACCCGUGAUUCACCGAGAUGUGAAGUCGAGUAACAUUUUGUUGGAUAGUGAUUGGAAACCUAGGAUUGCAGAUUUUGGGCUAGCUAAGAUUCUGCAGGAUGGCCAUGGAGUUGGAGAUUCAUCUCAUAUCAUUGCUGGAACACUCGGUUAUCUAGCCCCUGAAUAUGCAUACACGUGCAAGAUAAACGAGAAGAGUGACGUUUACAGCUUUGGAGUUGUCCUAAUGGAACUAGUAACAGGAAAGCAGCCCAAUGAGCCAGAGUUUGGAGAGAACAAAGACAUUGUACAAUGGGCACACAGCAGAAUGAGAGACCUAAAAGGUAAUUUGAAAGAUAUGGUAGAUCCCAACAUCUCAGAGGCUCAGGUGGAGGAUGCAGUCAAAGUGCUAAGAAUCGCACUUCGCUGCACGGCUAAGAUUCCAUCUACAAGGCCCUCCAUGAGAAUGGUAGUUCACAUGCUUGAGGAGGCUGAACCUUAUAACUUUAUUGACAUUGUUGUCAAGAAAGAAUAUGAAAAGUAACCCAACAAUAUUUGGAUCAUUUCUAAUGCAGUAUCAAAGAGAUAGCAUAUUGAGUUUAUCAAAGAAAUAGCAUAUUGAGUUUAGUGUCAAGUCAUAAUAGGGUUUUCAAGUCUUUCUCAAGAAGUUUUGUCCGUGGGGAAAAAACCCCCCUCUACUUUUCCUGUUUUACUGCUUUUUUGCUUCAUUAGUAGGAAGCAUUUGUAUCAUAUGGAAGCCAAUAAAAUUCCAGUAGGAUAAUCAUUAAGUUUGUAGGAUGUAAUCAUUGCAACAAAAGUAUUUGUUUGGCAGUGAAGAACUAGAUUAGCCACCAUCAUUAUAAUCCACCUCUUUUUCUGCUAAA